Messenger RNA from Candidozyma auris, 1674 nucleotides. RefSeq lists its product as uncharacterized. Lineage: Eukaryota; Fungi; Ascomycota; Pichiomycetes; Serinales; Metschnikowiaceae. Gene Ontology annotation, molecular function: transmembrane transporter activity. Bases 1 to 1674 code for a protein of 557 amino acids. The record is from RefSeq and is a predicted model, not a curated record. Gene Ontology annotation, biological process: transmembrane transport. The transcript has a single exon.
AUGAUAGACUAUAGUGUGGUGCCUGGUACAGGUUUCUUGGUUGAUCAGACCAAAAGCAAGAACGAUGUCAUCCUUAUUCCUACUCCCUCAGAUGACCCAAAUGAUCCGUUGAACUGGUCUCGGGGAAGAAAAAAUCUACAUAUGCUCUGUAUUGUGAUCUAUGUUUUUGCUCUUGGUGUGCCGGGAACGUGUAUUUAUUCGAUUUUGCCUGAGAUCUCGAAAGCCACUGGCAUCAGUGUGGGGGACCUCAAUGCGGGUACAGGCUAUGCUUUUUUGUUCAUGGGUCUUGGAAAUAUCUUCUUUCAGCCGUUGGCGUUGCAAAUCGGCAAGAGACCCGUGUACUUGUUUUCUGUUCUUUCCGGAGCUUUCUUCAAUUUGUGGCAGCCCUGGUGCUCCUCCAAUGGCCAAUGGAUUGCAUCGAAGAUUCUUGCUGGCCUUUGCACUUCACCUAUCGAGGCAUUACCUGAGCUCUCGAUUUCAGAGUUGUAUUUUGAGCACGAAAGAGGUACCUACAUGGGCGUCUAUGCUGUUUCAUUGUAUGCCUCUAACUAUAUAGCUCCGUUGGUGGCAGGAUUUAUCAAUCAAAAUUCUGCCGAGCUAUCUGUGGGAGGCUGGCGUUGGGUGAUUUUCUGGUCGAUAAUUUUUGCCUCGAUAAGCUUCGUAUUUCUUUUCUUUUUCAUGGAAGAGACAGCUUAUGACAGGAAACUUAGGGUCACCAAAGAUAGCAACGGCGAGCCUUUGGCGGUGGUUACUUCAGGCGGUCAGUGGGAGAAGGCUCACACUGUGGUCACAGUCAGAACACACUCCCUGAGCUCAGACAAAGAGAUGGCUAAUGUCCUCUCAAAUAUCGGAAAUCAAGCCGAAUUGAUAUCUGUGGAUGAGCCACCUAGCUACGGUCCUCCAAAGUCAUUUGUGCAAAAGCUUUCUGUCACUUCAGGUUUCAAAAAGAAGUUCAUGAUGUGGCAAUAUAUUAAAAACAUUGCUUGCAUGUACCGUUUACCCAUCGUUCUUUGGUCAGGCUUCUUGUACGGUGCUACUCUUAUCUGGUACACUGUCAUGAAUGCCACUGAAGCCAUGGUGCUUGCAGCACCACCAUACAACUUCUCAAGUGCUAUGUGUGGUCUUGCCUACUUGUUUCCCUGUAUUUUCACCUGCAUUCUCUACUUUUACGCUGGCUGGACUGUCGACUGGUUGAAGGUAAGUAUUGCCAGAAAGAGAGGGGGAAGAACUGAGGCUGAAGACCGACUUUGGGCAUUGCUUUUAUACAUGAUCUUGGGCCCUUCUGCCCUCAUACUUUGGGGUGUCGGUGCCUAUCAUGGAAUCCACUGGUUUGGCGUCGUUUUCGGCUUUGGACUCACAGCUGGUUUGUGUGUUCUUGGUUGUGUAAAUGCGGUGACAUAUGCCAUUGACUGCUACCAUGAGAUGUCGGGUGAGGUCAUUGCUGCUGUUGUUGUCAUCAGAAACCUUAUGAGUUUUGCUGUAAGCUAUGGUAUCACGCCGUGGGUAAAGAAUACGGGGUUGCAGAAUACCUUUAUUGCCGCUGCAUUUAUCUGCUUGUUCUGUAUUGGUACAUUCUUUGUGAUGAUGCUUACAGGUAAGUAUUGGAGAACAAAGACUGGCACUUUUUACUGGAAAUUGGUGGAGAAGCAGAGAGAAAUGGGAAUGGCCCACUAA